UGUCGUCAUUUCCGGUGUGUGUACGUGCAGCGGCCAUAUUACACUUCCGCGCUUCAAGGGUAUCUGAAGAUAUCAGGCUAGUCAACAUGUACCGCUUUGCUAAAGCUGCAGUGAGCGUUACUGGUCAGGCCAUGCGGCAGGUGAGGCAUGGAUCGUCUGCCCGCCAAGAGGACUUCCACGCUAAGUACGGUACUGGUUUGUUGCUAGGUGGAGCGGCCUUCUGCACAGUUGUGUGGGCAUAUGUAGUGACUCAGACUGGCAUUACCUGGAAUCUGUCACCAGUUGGUAGGGUCAUGCCCAAACCGUGGAGACAGGAUGAUGAGUAAAGAGCUUCCAUGACAGACCCCACCAUUGCAUCUAAUAAACCCUCUGGUUGUACGGAUCAGUGCAUAUCCAUGUGUUCAGACAGCGAAUGCCUGUGUUACUUUGUCCAAAUAAAUUAAGUGAUUCCACUGA
Betta splendens (Siamese fighting fish) is the source of this 456-nucleotide messenger RNA. RefSeq names its product cytochrome c oxidase subunit 7B, mitochondrial. The record is from RefSeq and is a predicted model, not a curated record. NCBI's taxonomy places the organism in Eukaryota, Metazoa, Chordata, Actinopteri, Anabantiformes, Osphronemidae. The coding region runs from base 87 to 326 and encodes 79 amino acids. The transcript is spliced from 3 exons. Gene Ontology annotation, biological process: mitochondrial electron transport, cytochrome c to oxygen.